AUGAACUCAGCAACGAUUUUAAUUUUAUUUGUCGUUUGUCUGCAUCAAAUAGUUGCUGUAACAGAUAAACAUUCGAGUGUUUGGCAAAUUAUAAACAAUGACAAUAGACUUAAAAGGUUAGCUAUGGCCUUAGCAGUUGCUGGUUACAACGAAGGAAGCCAACGGGAUAUUUCAAUGACUGUGUUUGCUCCAAAUAAUGCAGCUUUUGAAAAAGUUCCUACUGAUAUUACUCAAUAUUACUCAGAUCCUGCAAAUAGGAAUGAACUUGCUGAAUUGCUUGCAUAUCAUGCUGUUACUAAUAGAAGCUUGACUUCAAGUGAACUACUUCGAAUGGAUCUACCAGCACGUUUAGAAACACUUAUGGGUGGUUUUAUUACAGUUACUAAACAAGAUAAUAAAAUCCAUAUCAAUGAUGCAACAGUGAUUGAAUCUGAUAUAUUGGCUAAUAAUGGAGUCAUUCAUAUUAUUGAUUCAGUUUUGAUGCCUAUUAAAUCAAGUAAAUAA
Molecule: messenger RNA, 504 nt
Organism: Rotaria sp. Silwood2
Lineage: Eukaryota; Metazoa; Rotifera; Eurotatoria; Philodinida; Philodinidae
Source: the annotation of a GenBank genome assembly